AUGCAAAUAACACAAUCCCAACCCCAGGUAUGUCAUACUAAUCUAUUAACUUUCGAAUAUUAUCAUCAAUUAGCAUGCCCGCAACGAUGUGAAUUACCUCCCUUAACUUGUCCGUCAACUCAGAGUGAAGAUUGUCUAUUUAUUGAUCUAUUUACUCCUAGGAUUGAUACUAUCAGGGAUCAACUUGUUCCUGUUUAUGUUUUUUUACCUGGUGGUCAUUUUGAGCAAGGUGGACCUGAUGUUAUACUCUAUGAUGGAACUUACAUUGCAAACAAGACAAAUAUCAUUAUAAUUGUUGGUUCUUAUCGUUUGGGAGCUUUGGGAUGGUUGGUCAACUCAAAAGCAGGAAUGGAAGGCAAUUAUGGAUUUACUGAUCAAUUGCAAUUAUUACAAUGGAUUCAAAAUAAUAUUGCUGCAUUUGGAGGUGAUCCUAAACAAGUAACCAUUGGAGGUCAAUCAGCUGGAGCUAGCUCAACAACUGCUCAUUUAGUUAGUCCUGCAAGUAAGGGUCUUUUUUCAAAGGUCAUUAUAGAAAGUAAUCCCUUGGUAUUACCAAUGAGAAUGAUUGAUGAUGCCACUGAAAAUCUUGGAAAACCAUUUGCUAAACAAGUUGGUUGUGAGGUGAAUGAUUUUGAAUGUUUCCAAAAUUUGUCAAUUGAAAAAAUUCUUGAGGGACAAUAUUUCAUGGAUACUUAUAAGAAUUUAUCAAUUCCUUUGGAGACAUUCUUACCGUGGGCUCCAACUGUAUCAAAGGGUGGAUUGAUUCCUUAUCAAACUUUUGAAGCUAUUGAGAAGGGAUUGUAUCACAAGGUGCCAAUCAUGAUUGGAAACGUCAGAGAGGAAGCUCUCUUGUUCAUUUAUAUGGGAAUUCACAACAAGCUCAAUACUGUUGAAUAUUUAGCAUUAAUUAUGGACAUUUUCGGAGUUGAGGAUGGAGUUAGAAUUCUAGAUUGGUAUAGACCACUAUUGGAUGGUGAUAAGAGACCUAUUACAUCAGUUCUUGGUACAGAUUACAUUUUCUUGUGUCCAUUGAGAAAGAUUCUCUCUCAAAUUUCACAACAAAAUCCACAACUUCCAAUCUAUAACUAUAUCUUUGACCAUGUCUUGUCAUUUGAUGCUUGGGGACCAAGAUAUAACUAUUGUGUUGGUCAUGUUUGUCAUGGAGCUGAAUUACCAUUCGUAUUCCACUCAAUUGGAACAACAUUCAUGCCAGAUAUGCAUUUCAAUCCAGAGGAAGAACGUUUGUCAGCAUCCAUGGUUGAGUAUAUCACUAACUUUGUGAAAUUUGGUAAUCCAAAUCAAGGAAAGAAUACAACCAAUCUCAUUCAGUGGCCUAAAUUCUCUGCUGAUAAUCGUCAGACAUUGUUUUUCCAAACUCCUGCCAAUCAAAUUGUCACUGAUUUCCAUAAGAAGUAUUGUGAUGAAUUGGAUUUUAUUGGAUAUGAUCAUGGAUGGUUUAAUCAACAAAGGGAUAAAAAUACUAAAACAAAACUGAACUAG
Messenger RNA from Naegleria gruberi, 1500 nucleotides. RefSeq lists its product as uncharacterized. Lineage: Eukaryota; Heterolobosea; Eutetramitea; Acrasida; Naegleriidae. The transcript is spliced from 3 exons. The record is from RefSeq and is a predicted model, not a curated record. The coding region runs from base 1 to 1500 and encodes 499 amino acids.